AUUACUACUAUAAAAGCUUUAUGAAGAUACAUAUAUUUCACAGUAGAACGUACUAUUUUAUCUCGAAAGAACCGAAUUAAGAAUCUGAUGGUUACAUGUAAAAACAUAUAUACAACAGUGUAAAACUCCGCUUAAUCAGUUAUAACCUAACAGGAGGACGAAGUGUAUUAGAAUGGAGACAACAACACUUGUUUCCUCUAUAUCAAACAAUCACUUCUUUUCUGUCUGUCACUACAUAACGACUUUAGGAAUUAUUUUCAAUAAUAAUAAACUGAUUUCAUCUGCAGUUAAAAGUGAAACAGUACCAGUUGUAAAUGCAUUUUUUGAAUAUUUAAACAUGUCGACUAAUGAAUCCGAGGCAAAAAUUCAUCUUUUUAAAGAAAUUUGCAAUAAAACUGAUAUUUCCGGUUUCAAAAUGCUGAAUAACUUUCAGGACGCUAACAGAUUUUAUAAGUAUAUAAUUAAUGUGGCACUAUUUGCUCCGCAUGGCAACAUUACAGGUUAUGUAAGAAAUAUUUUCAGGAAUAACACAAACAAAAACUUUUCCAAUUUACAGGAAAUUUUGUUUCACAAUUUUUCAAAGAAUUUCAUUGUUAAAAAUGUUUGCUCGUUAAGAAAGGAAUCUGGAAAUCUUAAUAUUCUUGCAAUUAAACGAACCUUUGCAGAGUAUGUUUUACCUAUUUUCACUGAAAUAUGGAAUGCAGAGAAAAAUUUAAAGAGUAUGCAAAUGAACGAUUUGAAAAUAGUAAAACGGUUCAGAAGACAAGAAAGUUCGUCAGACGACAGUGAUAGUAAUGCUCUAGUAAUUGAUGAAGACUCACCUGAAGAAGAGGAUCAAAUAAGAAACAAUUUAUCGCCUGAUAGAUGGUUUAAUAUUAGAAAUACUAUAGAACACAGAGAACUUUCUAACACAAGAUAUUCAAGAAGGAUGGAUGCUAUUGAAACAGCUGCAAAAUUCAUCUCGUCAAAUGUGCCAACGAAAACAUUUACUGAAGCUGUAAAUAUGUUGAAGAGUUACAUAUUAUCUGUAGAUGAUGACAAUUCGAAUUUACUGACAUAUGCUCAAUUGGCUAAAAAUUAUACAAAUUACAUGACGAUUAUGAACUUUUAUUCACUCUGGAUGAUUGAUAAUAACAAAUACAUAAAUGAUGUGCUAUAUGAAUCAAAGUUUUAUUUUCCACAUGCCUGUGGACAAUGUUACUUGAAAUUGAUGACACUACUUAACGUAAGAACGAGCUCUAUUUUCAGUUACUAUUAUGGUACUUACAUCACACACUUAGAUAUUUUACAACGAAAAAUCAGAUUUGAAGAUUAUUUUAGAAUUUGCUAUGAAUUAAACGAAACACAAGAACUUCGUUUUACCAGUCAUUUAGAAGUUGCACUUUUGAGAGUGGCUCUUAGACAAUGUGAUGAGGAAUUUAAUGAAGAUCCAAUUGUACUUUAUCAGGCUUCUUAUGUCACUGAUACUUCUCAAAACGAUUACCUAUAUACAACAGAUUUUGUGACUUUAAACUUAAAAGAAGCAUGCAGUGAAAAUCGUGAUUUUGUACUAACAAAUAUCUUAAAUAAUACUAUCGAUACAGGAAUAAUAUUAUUUAUCAAGAUACAUCUGAAAAAUCGUUGCGGAGUAGCAGACGUCUCUCAAUUCAGCAGGAAUAAAAUCAAAUCCCAUUUUUUAACCAUUGCUGAAAAAUAUAAACGAAUUGAAACAUUUGAAGAAACCAUUGACAAUCAGACAAUAAUAUAUAUGACGGUUGAUUCCAUCGAAGAAAUGCCAAAAGAAGAAAAAAUGAUAGAUAUUGUAAAUGAGCUAAAUACUAUUUAUAUGAAUGGACAUAAAUAUUAUAUAAACGAUGUUCCGCAACUUCAGACAGUUAUUACCAUUUAAAAAUGGCUGCUUAAACAUAAACGUAAUUUCAAAAUGAUUUUUCUCCCAAUUUGGACACUUAUUGCAAAAUCGAUAAAAAUACCAGAUAUCCUAAACUUUUGUUCUUUCAUUUGCGACAAGAAAUUUGCAAAUUACAAAAUUAAUUUGCAAAAUUUACAAAAUUUGAAUUUACAAUUUUUUCCAUAUGAAGUAAAAAUGUUAUCGCUAUGAAUUAUUGUACGCAAUCUUUAAACACUACCAGUAAAUUGCACAAAAAGGAAA
Messenger RNA from Leptopilina heterotoma, 2149 nucleotides. RefSeq lists its product as uncharacterized. The transcript has 2 exons. Lineage: Eukaryota; Metazoa; Arthropoda; Insecta; Hymenoptera; Figitidae. Bases 173 to 1888 code for a protein of 571 amino acids. The record is from RefSeq and is a predicted model, not a curated record.